AUGGCUCGCAGAAGAGACGUCGGACAACCGUCGAUAAAUAGCGUCAAUGACGAUGAUGAAGAAUCUAAAAAGAAAUCAAGUGAAAUAACGAAAAUGACCAUUUCAAAGAGCAAGAAUAAGCUAGAGAAGGAAGAAGAUAAUUUAGACAACUUCAAACAAGGAAUGGAAAUUGAUGAUCACAAACUGAAUCUUGUUGAUCUUUAUCAACGCUAUAAUACUGAUCCAAAAAGAGGUUUAUCAUAUUCCGAAGCUCAAAAAGUGUUUAAUCGUGAUGGUCCCAAUGCGUUAUCAUCGUCGAAGAUAAAACCAGAAUGGAUAAAAUUUUGUAGACAUAUGUUUGGCUACUUUGAGUUUCUACUUUGGAUUGGUGCUAUUUUGUGCUUUAUUACACACGGCUUUGAAGUUGUCACAUAUCAUGAAGAUGCAUCAAGUGACAAUUUAUGGCUUGGCAUAGCGUUGAUCGUUAUAGUAGUUGUUACUGGUUCUUUUUCAUAUUUUCAAGAUGCAAAAUGUUCACGAAUCGUGGAUUCGUUCAAAAGCAUGGUUCCUCCACAAGCACUUAUUAUUCGUGAUGGUGAACUGACGAAUAUACGAACUGAAGAUUUAGUAGUGGGUGAUAUUGUCACUAUCAAAUUUGGUGAUCGAGUGCCCGCCGACAUUCGCAUUCUCGAAUCGCAUGGCUUCAAAGUCGACAAUUCUUUCUUGACUGGAGAAUCAAAACCACAAUCGCGUUCUCCUGAAUUUACCAAUGACGAUGUAUUGGAAACGAAAAAUCUGGCUUUUUUCAGCACUUUUGCAACGGACGGCAUCGCCAAAGGUCUUGUCAUUCGUACGGGUGAUUAUUCCGUAAUGGGUCGUAUUAUGAACCAUGCUUCGAGUCUAUCCAAAAGUGAUACGCCAAUUACCAAAGAGAUCGUUCAUUUUAUCCAUAUCAUCACUGGUAUAUCCAUCUUUAUGGGCAUUUCCUUCUUUAUCAUCGCACUCAUUCUCGGCUAUCCAUUGAUCGAAGCAAUCAUUUUUCUCGUUAGUAUUGUCAUUGCCAUUGUGCCAAAAGGUUUCCCUGCUACUGUGACGAUAUGUUUAACAUUAACAGCAAAACGAUUGGCGAAAAAGAAUUGUUUGGUGAAAAAUUUGGAAGCUGUAGAAACUCUCGGUUCGACAUCAAUCAUCUGUGCGGAUAAAAUCGGUACAUUGACACAAAAUCUAAUGACAGUUGCUCAUAUGUGGUUUGAUAAUCAGAUCGUCGAAGCGGAUACUAGUGAAUAUCAACAAAAUGCCACCUAUAACGGGACUAUACCUGGUUGGUUGGCUCUGACGCGUUGUGCUAUAUUAUGUAAUCGAGCUGAUUUCAAACAAGAUCCAGAAAAUUUAGCACAGCCAGUGUUACAACGUCAAUGUUAUGGUGAUGAGUCCGAAGCGGCUUUACUUAAAUGUGUUGAACUAUCUAUUGGCAAUGUGAUCAAUUUUCGUGAGAUCAAUCGAAAAGUGUGUGAAAUUCCAUUUAAUUCAACAAAUAAAUAUCAAGUAUCAAUUCAUGAAGUGUAUACUGACAAUAACAGUGAAGUCGAUUCUCGCCCUUAUUUACUGGUAAUGAAAGGAGCUCCUGAACACAUUCUUGAAAGAUGUUCAAGUAUAUAUAUCGAUGGCACAGAUGUUGAAAUUAACGACUACUGGCGGAAUGCAUUCAACCAAGCUUAUCUGAAAUUGGGCAGUUUGGGAGAACGAGUAUUAGGUUUUUGUGAUUUGCGUCUGUCAAGUGAUGAUCAUCCGAAAGGCUAUCAAUUCAACGAGGAGCAAGUUAACUUUCCACUUGACAAUCUUCGUUUCCUCGGUCUCAUGUCGAUGAUCGAUCCACUAAGAGUAGCUGUUCCUGAAGCAAUAGCUAAAUGUCGUUCGGCUGGAAUCAAAGUAAUCAUGGUGACCGGUGAUCAUCCAAUCACGGCUAAGCCCAUUUCACGUGCUGCAGGCAUCAUUUCGCAAGACACAGAAACAGUCGAAGAUAUCGCUGAACGCGCGGGCGUUUCUCUACAAGAAGUCAAUCCACGUGACGCUAAGGCAUGUGUUAUUCAUGGUAAUGAUCUCAAGGCUAUGUCACCAGCUGAAAUUGACGCACUUUUGGAAAAUCAUCCAGAGAUUGUCUUUGCACGAACAUCUCCUCAGCAAAAAAUUACUGUUGUUGAAGGAUGUAAACGACAAGGUGCUAUUGUGGCUAUGAUAGGCGAUGGUGUGAACGAUUUACCAGCUAUGAAAAAAGCUGAUAUCGGAAUUGCUAUGGGUAUUACCGGUUCGGAUAUGAAUAGAGAAGUAGCAGAUAUGGUUCUAUUGGAUGACAAUUUCGCUUCAAUUGUAACGGGUGUCGAACAAGGUCGCUUGAUUUUUGACAAUUUAAAAAAAUCAAUUGCCUACAUGUUGACAUCGAACAUUCCCAAAAUGACUCCAUUUCUCAUGUAUUUUUUAAUGGGUAUACCAUUAGCAUUGGGAACUAGUACUAUUUUGUUUAUCGAUCUGUUAACUAUAAUAUCGGCCAUCUCAUUAGUUUAUGAAGAAGCAGAAACAGAUAUUAUGAAGAAACCACCAAGAAAUCCAAAACAUGAUCGACUUGUAAAUAAACGUCUCAUAUUGAUGACCCAUGGACCAAUUGGAUUCAUUCAAGCUGCUGCUGGAUUAUUUACGUAUUUUUCGAUCAUGGCCGAGAAUGGCUUUUUACCAUCGCGUCUUUUUGGUUUGAGAAAGUCAUGGGAAUCAAAAUAUGUCAAUGAUCUUCAAGAUUCCUAUAAUCGAGAAUGGACCUAUGAACAACGCAAACAACUUGAAUUUACAUGCCAAAGUGCUUUCUUUAUCGCUAUCGUCAUUUGUCAAUGGGCUGUAUUGAUCAUAUGCAAAACUCGACGAAAUUCUAUUCUAGAACAAGGCAUGAAGAAUCGCAUAUUAAAUGGUGUGCUUAUAUUUGAAAUUAUCCUAGUUGCAAUUGUCUCCUAUAUGCCUUGCUUAGGUACAGCUCUCAAUAUUUAUCCAGUGAAAUUUCUCUGGUGGCUUCCGGCAUUGUUCUCUGCUUUUUUGAUUUUGAUCUUUGAUGAGGUGCGUAAACAUCUCAUUCGGCAACAUCCUGGUGGAUGGAUGGAAAGACAAACUUACUUUUAG
Messenger RNA from Rotaria sordida, 3141 nucleotides. The record is from the annotation of a GenBank genome assembly. Lineage: Eukaryota; Metazoa; Rotifera; Eurotatoria; Philodinida; Philodinidae.